UGAUUUCCCUCUAGUCUAUAUUGUCUAUAAAUAUCAAUAUCACAAGAUUGAUAUUAAAAUCAUGUUUGUCUUUUGAAAAAACAAUGGACGGUCUUUCGCGAUACAAAUGUCAAUGUGAUAACUGUCUCCGGAUAAAAUUACCGAAUCGAGAAAUAUAUAUAUAUUAAAAAUAAAUUGUCAAGUAACGCCAAUUGUCGAGACAAUCGCUGUGAUAGUUUUGUGAGGUAAGGCGGAAAUGGGAAACGCCAACUCCGCACAACCUCCUAAGAGUCAGAAAGACCGGAAGGAGGAUCAUUGCAAUAUGACUCGAGCCAAUGUAGGUAUUGAAACCUAUCGACGAAAUCAAUGGGGCACACAAAAGCGUACUUUGCAGUUUCGCCUUUUACGUAGCGCAGAUACCGGAAAAGGCAGACAACCCGCGAGCGGAAGCGGCAAAGCCGCCAGCCAAAGUUUACAAGCUCAAAGGGACGGACAUAAUGUCCGGCCUCGGGCGACGAAUCCUUUCAUCAUUUUCUUCCUGCGACUUCGCAGUAAGAAGCCGAACGAGCAUGUCACCGUGAUAGCGCGAGCCGCGGGCAAACUGUGGUCUCAAAUGACUCCCGAACAGAGGAAGAAGUACGUAGAUCUCGCCAACGAGGAGAAAAAACGGCGCCAAGAGAGGAAACGAAAGAGAAAACGUUCUACGUAUUCGAGGUAAUCCGUGAGAAAAGAAAUAAAUAAAACGCGUAAAUUACUAUCAAGUUAUUCUAUCAAAUCAAACGAAUCAUUUAGGACGAUAAAAGUGAUCUAAACCCAUGCAAUUAUAAAGUUCAAAAAACCAAAAAUUUUUUAUGUUGUACUAUUCAAAUAUAAUAUAAGAAUGUGAUUCAUAAAAUUCAAGAGCGAACACUUUUCCAAGAUACCAUACGAACU
This is a messenger RNA of Solenopsis invicta (red fire ant), 912 nucleotides long. RefSeq lists its product as uncharacterized. The transcript has 3 exons. The record is from RefSeq and is a predicted model, not a curated record. Lineage: Eukaryota; Metazoa; Arthropoda; Insecta; Hymenoptera; Formicidae. The coding region runs from base 236 to 697 and encodes 153 amino acids.